GAGAGAGAGAGAGAGAGAGAAUGCGGGACUCUUGGAAAAAGACGCAUCUUCACUCGGUCCAUUACCGACAUCCCGAGCAGGGUGCUGGCGAGGAUUUAACGCGUAAUUGAUGCCCGUGCUGGGAUCUCCCGCUUCUGCUCGUCAAGAAAAGGCGCUAGACUAACUGCCUCGCUUGGUUACUUUUUAACCGUGAGCAUUUAAUAAAGUGGCUGCGGGAAGCACUGGUGUCCCCUUCCAAGUUGCGCGUCGGAUUCCGAUGGCUUGGCACGUUGCUCCGCCACUGCGGGGAAAGAAAGCAGAGGCACCCGCCGGCUCCUGAGCACGUUGGAUUUAUAUAUAAAUAUAUCACGCUGGUUGAAGAGCCCAGCAAGAACAGGACUGAGUUGCAAUAGGAGUUGAACAGACAGGAGAAUAAAGGACGUAAUAAGACAUCGGCCAUCAGUUGCAAAGAGUGUCGGUCAGAAGGGAGAAAGAAUAAAUCAAACACCCACGCUGUGGGCUACAACACUUCACUAAAGACAGAUAAAGAAAGAAGAGGCAAGCCAGGUGGUGAUUCAAGAGAGAAAACACUGAGGAGAGAGGCAAGCAGAGCAGGACGGAGCCAUGCAUCGACUUGGUGCAGUGCACUCCUCGGUGCAGGCUUUCAGCCUGGUGGUCUUACUGCUGCUGCAGCUGCUGACUCAGCUGCCAGGUGCACGCUCAGCCCUCCGAUACCGGGUAGCGGAGGAGGGCCCCCCUGAUGUUAAGAUAGGCAACGUGGCCGCAGACCUGGGCCUCACAGCGGGUACGGGCAGCGGGGACGUCACGUUUGCCUUGGAAAGUGGCUCCGAGUUCUUCAAGAUCGACAACGUGACCGGUGAGCUGACUACAGGGCCGAGACGUAUCGACAGGGAGAAGAUGCCCCAAUGCCAGAUGAUAUUUGACGAGAAUGAGUGCUUCUUGGACUUUGAGGUGUCUGUGAUUGGCCCCCUACAAAGCUGGGUGGACUUGUUUGAAGGCCGUGUCGUCAUAACAGACAUCAAUGACAACACCCCUUCCUUUCCGUCACCGGUGCUCCAGCUCUCAGUGGAGGAAAAUCGCCCAAUCGGCACGCUUUACUUGCUACCCACUGCUACAGAUAGGGAUUUUGGGCGAAACGGUAUCGACCGCUACGAGCUGAUCCAAGAAGGUGCAACUGGGUCAAGUUCGGCAAGACGGGCGACGGCUGGAAAUCCCAUUGGUAGAGUAGAUGGACUUGGGGAUAGGAGGGGUAGGAGUGGAGAUAACGUGGGAGGAGCCAGGAGCACUGUGUUUGAACUCCAAGUGGCAGAUAUACCAGAUGGUGAAAAACAACCUCAACUCAUUGUCAAAGGCACGUUGGACCGCGAGUUGAAGGACUCCUAUGAACUGAUCCUACGGGUUCGAGAUGGAGGGAACCCUCCACGAUCAUCUCAAGCUCUGCUGCGGGUUUCCAUCACAGAUGUAAACGACAACAGCCCAGUGUUUGAAAGGCCCACAUAUGAGGCGGAAAUGGCAGAAAAUGCACCUCCGGGAACCCCAGUACUCCAGGUGAGGGCUUCAGACCGUGACAUUGGUGUGAACGGACAGGUGGAGUACGUCUUUGGAGCGGCCACAGAAUCGGUCAGGCGGCUGCUGCGACUGGACGAGGCAACUGGAUGGUUGAGUGUUCUUCACAGGAUCGACAGGGAAGAGGUGGCCCAGCUAAGGUUCACGGUCACGGCACGGGACAGGGGUCAGCCGCCACGCUCCGAUCGAACCACGGUCAUUUUGGCAGUCCGUGAUGAAAACGACAACGUCCCGGUUGUCGAGAUUCGAAAAAUCGGACGAAUCCCAGUACGAGACGGAGCAGCAUUGGUACCCGAGAACGUUCUGGUAGACACUCCAGUCGCUCUGGUUCAGGUUUCGGACAGAGACCAAGGAGAAAAUGGAGCCGUGACCUGUACCGUUGUCGGAGAUGUGCCAUUCACUUUGAAGCCAGCAGGUGAAACAGCUCUCCCACCCUUACCUGCAGAUGAAGCCUUUGACAGGAACAAGAAAAAAUUCUUCCUGCAUACUUCGGCCUUGCUGGACUACGAGGUCACCAAAGAGUACAGCGUCACUAUUGUGGCAGUAGAUUCCGGAAGCCCGAGUCUUUCCAGCAACAGUUCCCUGAUGGUGCGAGUUGUUGAUUACAAUGACCAUCCCCCAAUCUUUGCCCAAAGUGUAGUGGAAGUCCACUUUGCAGAAAACAACUCUCCCAACGAGAGGGUCGUCACUGUGGUGGCCGCAGAUGCAGACAGUGGCAAGAACGCAGAGAUCGCGUAUUCACUGGAUCCCGUUUCAAACGGGCCGUUUCAUAUAGAUCCGGAUAAUGGAGAUAUUCGGGCUACUGGCAUGCUGGACCGAGAGCAGCGCGACAGGUAUGAACUCAAAGUUAUUGCGAAGGACAAGGGCACCCCUCCUUUACAAGGUUCAGCCACUGUUGUUAUUCAGGUGACUGACCGCAAUGACAAUGCGCCAAAGUUUGUCCAGGAAGUUUUUACAUUCUAUGUCAAAGAAAACCUGCUUGCCAACAGUCCAGUCGGCAUGGUCACCGUGACAGAUGCCGAUGAAGGUGAGAAUGCAGAACUCACUCUUUUUGUUGAAAUGGAUGGACUGGAGGAGAAGAAGAAUGGAGAGAAAAGUAUGGGAGACGAUGGAGAGAAGGAGCAAGGGGAGAUGUUCUCCAUCGAGAACAACACGGGCACCAUCUUCUCCACGUUGUCAUUUGACCGUGAAAAGCUUUCCACCUACACCUUCCGUGUACGUGCCGUUGACGGAGGAGAGCCUCGUAAAACCGCCACAGCCACCGUGUCACUCUUUGUGACCGAUGAGAACGACAACGCCCCCUCCAUCACAUCUCCAGCCAACGAUUCCUACACGCUGCUGCCACCUGCAAGUAGUGCCCGCACAAUCGUCAGGACUGUGACAGCCAUAGACUCAGACACCGGCCCAAAUGCGGAUCUUCACUAUGCAUUAGUUGGAGGGAAUCCCUUCAGAUUGUUUGAGAUCGGCCACUCCAAUGGUGUGAUCACACUGGCAGAGCCACUGGAACGGCGCCACAAAGGUCUGCAUCGCCUGGUGGUCAGGGUCAACGACAGUGGAGCCCCCUCGCUCUGCGCCACCGCCCUGGUCCACGUCUUCAUCAACGAGAGCUUGGUCAACGCCUCUCUAGUGGACGCCCAGGUAAGCCGAAGCUUGCAGGCUCCACUGUCACUGGACAUUGCAGGAGACCCAGACAGUGAGCGUGCAUUAGGUAAACAGCGGCUCAGUGUCGCCAUCGGUGUCCUGGCGGGAGCCGCCGCUGUCAUCCUGGUCAUCCUCCUUGUAGUCACGGCAAGGCAAUGCGGCGCUCAAGGCAAGAAUGGCUACGAAGCCGGUAAGAAGGAGCCCGAAGAAGAUUUCUUCACUCCGUCAGGGGCCCAACCGCAGGUCGGCCGUGGCGGCGGAUCCGACCGAGGCCGUAAACCUCGACGGGACAAGCGCAAUGGAAGCGGUGGUGGCACCGCAGCCGGAGCUGGCAAGUCAGACAGGUCACUCUACAGCGGUAUCGUCACCGUAAACGGGCUUCGCCGCCACCCUAAUGAUGAUGAUGAGGAGGAGGAUAUUAGCAGUGCGAGUGAGCGUCUGGCAGCACGCUACUGCGCCGUGGACGGUGACCCCGGCAGUCCGAGAAUGGGCGGUGGCAGGCGGCACCAGUCAAGCCCGGAUUUGGCCAGGCACUACAAGUCCAGCUCGCCUCUUCCUGCAGUCAAUCUCCAACCUCACUCCCCUCCAGCUGAAGGGAAGAAGCAUCAGGCAGUCCAGGAGCUGCCGCCCUCCAACACCUUUGUGGGCAGCGGGGGCUGCGUGGGGAGCACCGGCUCUAGCAGCAGCAGCAGCGGGGGCAGCGGGAAUGGCGACGCCAUGUCCCUGGGAUCAGACCAAUGCUCGGAGUACGGGUGCCAGACUGGGAACAAGUACAACAAACAGGGGACCCUUCGCCGGGUGACCUUCUCAGUGGUAAACCAGGCCCAGGACCCCAGUUGCUAUGACAGCGGCCUGGAGGACUCGGAGACCCCCAGCAGCAAGAGUUCAUCUGGGCCACGUUUAGGAGCCCUGCCGCUGCCCGAGGAGGGUUAUGAACGCACCACACCCGAGGGUAGUGUGGGGGAGGAGGAGCAUGUGGAGAACGAUGCUAGGCAGCUGCCAGAUGUGGCUCUAACCGGAAAGUGUACGCGAGAGUGUGAUGAGUUCGGCCACUCUGACACAUGCUGGAUGCCCGUCCGCCCGUCUCCUCGCCAGCGCCAACGCCACGGCAGCGACCCCCCGCGACUCUCCACCUUUGCCCCCGGUGACGACAACAACAAUCUGCGCGGAAACGACCACGAGAGCGACAGCGAGAGCGCGGGCAGUGCCGGGAGUUCAGAACCGGGUGUGGUCAUGGCGGGAGAAGGUCAGAGGUUACCACUAGUCAACGGCGAUCCUUUGGGCACCCUGGGAAGAGCCAACAAGAACAUGGGCGACCACAAUCGGAACCUUCUCAACCGAAAGAUGACCUCGGCGUCCUACGACACCUUCAGCAGCGCUGGCUUCGGGAGGCGCCAUCCAGAUGAAGAAGGAGGAGAAGGAGGCCAGAACCCAGCAGAGGUCAUACCGCUGACCCGGACUGGAGGGGACUACAAGACCACGUCCUGCCUCACGUUGUCACGCCGUGAAGUCUACCUGUGACCUCCUCCUACGGCAGUAAUCACUCCAAGCGGCCCCAUCCCAAGAACUUGUUCGGAUGUGAAAAUGUUGAUUGGGUUCCCGAAAGUUGUACAUGCGUUUGAAACUUCAGGAUUCUAAUAUUUAUAGGCACUUAAACUUCACCGAGUGAUGGAUCAAAUAUUUUGAGAGCUCCUGCCUGGAGUAUUUCCCUUUCAAAAAGAAAGAAAACAAGAAAAAAAAAAAAAUCAGGUGUGGAAGCUGCCUGCAGGCGAUAAUUCUAUUACGUCCAUGUGGGGGAGGAAGACUUCAUCUCUUCUUCUUUUUUUACCUGAACCUGAUGCAUGCCUGACCUUCUGCCACUGAGGCAACUGUGGGAAGAAUAGAGUGCGGGAAAGACAGAGACUGAGUAAAUCACAGUGCCAUAAAGGCUUCAGUACAAAAUAAAACUUUUAAGACUCUAUCGUCAAACAUUCAGUCACGUCCAGUCAGAAUAAAUAAGUAGGAAAAAAAAAACAUUAACUGGGGCAUUUUAGUUCUAUUUCCGCAUUUAUUAGCGCCACACUGGAAUACAAAAUAAAAGGAAAAUUAGAGGAAAAUUCGUUAGUAAGAGUAAGAUAAAAGCGUAAUAUUACAAGAUAUGUGUGCUGUUUCACUAAUAAAGUGAGCAUGUUACAAUAAAACGUCUGUAAUAUUCCGUAGAGAAAGUCAGCUUGGUUGCAAAAAUUGAUUAAAAAAAUAAGAGAGAGAAGUACAAUAAUAAUUCAGCAGUACGAGAACAAAGUCAUAAUAUUGCGAAAAUAAGUUGUAAAGUUCAUAGAUUAUACUCGUCAUCUUAUAUCGAAAAAGUGAAUUUGUUAUUUUACUGUGAGUAGUGAAUUCCCACGAGAACAGAAAAGGCAACAGUCCAAGUUCAAUAUCUGCUGUCUCUCGUAGAGGCCCGCUCUAUAUUAAUUACAGAAAAAGCCAAAUAAUAACAAUACCUAGCUCAACUAAUUAAAUAUUUUCAGUGAGGUUAGCUAGGAAUACUUUUCCACACAAUCACAUCGAACUGUACAUUGUCAUAAAAUAACAACUUUUUUUGUAACAUUAUCACUUUAUGCUAAGAAAAAUGAGCAUUUCCCCAUAACAGUACAACCUGUGGUCCGUAAUAUUUUUACUUUAUUCUUCUCAAGUUUGUUUUUCAGUGUGGCCCUAAUACUGCAUUGAUUUAUACCAGUUAGACACAAAAUAGAUACAAAUACAUUAAAAUACCUUGAAGAGUAGCUCACAGCUUGGAAACAUGCUUUGUACCUUAAAAUGGAUUAUAACUGUACUUUAACUUCUGACACUGUGUACAGUUACAUCCGAAAUAAUAUUAAUGAUCCUUAAUGCAGGUUCGCCUUCAUUUGUAUUAACAGACGGCAACAAUGUGAUUUUUUUUUUAUAAUGUAACCACUCAGAACACAGAGCAUCAAAAAUAUCACGGCGUGUUGCCUUCGCAUCCAGCCUGUAUGUAUAUAAAGUAUGUGUGCGUUAGAGAACAAAGCGGAAUUCUAUGCUCACCUACAUGACCCGCAACCCACGUGAGCUUGCGGCCACGUGAAGAUAACACAACCCAUGCAAAAGCAUUUACACAAACUGGAAUUUAUACGCAGUGACAUUGUAACAUAAAGACAAAUGGGCAUUCGGUUUUCAUGCAGAAGCAAGCACACUAUCAUUCGGAGGCUGUUCAGUCAUUAUGCGCUGUUUAAGUGCAACACUUUGCCUGAUCCCCCUCCAGCCAAUAUUUAAACAUGCAAUGUAUUCAAAUCACAUCUUGCUCCAUUAAAAGGAAUUCCAUCUACUGUAUGUAACAUUAGACAACGCGCAGAUAAGACAUAUUCAGCAUAAUGUAAGUAGGACUCAUAGGAAAAGGACUGAAAAUAAAAGCUGACUCUGCAUGAAAGAUAAUGCUAACUACUUCUUUGCUUUUUUUUUUAGAAAAAAAAAAAGGAGAAAGAUAGAAAACCACGAGCCUUUUUUGGGAUAACAUGCCUAUUUGGAUACAGCUGUAUUAUACGUGUGUGCUUACAGGGAAAUGAAGAUAAUGUUGGCAGAAAGAGAGGUGACAUCAUAAAAUGGAGGGUGCACAAAACAACCUGGAUUUCAGAACUCUUUUUUGUAUUAUUAUGAUUACCAAAUGGUGCCAACCCGAACCAAGCGUGCAUGAACUCCCUCAUCCUUCCCGCGGAGGAUCGGCUGUGGAUCGAGGCCAGCGCAUCUUAAUUCCCAUCAUCAGAGUGUGGAUAGGGAUAAUAGGGUUAGCACGUCCCUCUGCUCUUAAUGAGUUCCUUUUCUGGCUCUUCUCCUCCCUUGAUCUACACAUAUCUUAUUAUGAACGUCUCAACGUGUGAAUGUAAGCGGAAAUUGUCAGGAAGCGUGUCUGUUCUGGAAACGCUGACGUUUCAAAGGUUGCUGCCACGGUUUUGUUAUGAUUCAGAUGGGAGUCUUGAUAAGGAACUUUAAGUUGGGAAAUAAGAUGGAAAGGGGCACGUUUUAGGUGCAUAAUGACACUUUGUAUACAUGUAUAUAACCUCGCCUCAAGAAAUAUGUGAUGGACACCCCUGAGCUUGACUAUCCAUCCUGGAGCUGUCUUUAUCUCCAAAUCUACUGAGCUUUGCCCCUGAUGGACUGAGGAUCAAUCUACUGACAUGGACGUUCAGAUGGGAUUGUUGGAAAUGCUCCUGUCUCAUCAGGAUUUGAACAAUUUUUUUUCACCCCUACCCUGCUCUUCAAACUGCUGUUUUAAGGCAGUUUCAUUAUUGCACCUUUCAAGGGAACUUACUGUAAAUGAAUCCAUGUGGGUGUGUAUGCUUUUUUUUUUUUUUAUAAUAUACUGCACGUUUAAACAUGUUUCACUACUGCAAAAACAAGAGGGGAGGAUAUUUUGUCAGAUGGGACAGUGGACAUUUGUCAUCCCUCUUGCGCUGUUUCACUUAUAGCCAUGUACAGAUGAAACGACACUGUAGAACACACAACUGGAGACCAUAAAGGACAAUGGCAUGCUUAAACUCUUCGAAUCUGCACUUACAGUGAACAAAAAAAAAAUAUAUAAUGGGCGGUUGGGAUUUUUUUUAAUUCUUAUUAUAAUUUUUCUCUUCUUGUUUUUUUUUUUUCUUACACGGCUCACUGUUUUUUGCUGUUCCCUUCCUCUUAUCAGCAUAAGAACUAAUUGCAUUUGCUAUGACAAGGAUGCAAAGGACCUGUCGGCACACGGUUUGGUAUGAAGACGAAUCCUGUAAAAGUUUGAAUUUGACAUUAAAAACGUCGAACACUCA
This is a messenger RNA of Syngnathus acus (greater pipefish), 8003 nucleotides long. It is a transcript of the gene pcdh7a, whose product is annotated as protocadherin 7a. Gene Ontology annotation, molecular function: calcium ion binding. The coding region runs from base 604 to 4728 and encodes 1374 amino acids. Gene Ontology annotation, cellular component: plasma membrane. The transcript has 6 exons. Gene Ontology annotation, biological process: homophilic cell-cell adhesion. NCBI's taxonomy places the organism in Eukaryota, Metazoa, Chordata, Actinopteri, Syngnathiformes, Syngnathidae. The record is from RefSeq and is a predicted model, not a curated record.